GUAAACAGUUGGAUAAUUGUAAGAUAUAAAUAUUUCUUCACUGGGUCGCGGAUCUUUAAGUCAUAAAUUUCUCCGCCUUUUUCGAAGUCUUACUUGAAUUUUCUGUGUUUUUAUUCGAAAAAUUCAAAAAGGAUUAAAUUGUUAUGAUGAUUUUAAAGUCGACACGAAAUUUCAAAUUAGGUGUUGUUUUGUUUUUGAUAUUAAGUAUUUUCAUAUGUUUUAAUACAAACUAUUUCGGAGACAGUGAAAACAGUAUAUUUAAAUCAGAAUUGUUCAAGCUUAUUGUAAAUCAACCAUCAAAAGAAGCAAAUACAUCAAUUUCAGAUAUCUCAACGAAAACAAAAAAUAUUUCAGAUAUAGACGUUGUGUACAAGAAAAUGCUUUCCUAUACAGGAAAGACAAACAUGUCAGAGUUAACAGAUACAAAAUUAAAUAACGGGAAUGUUAAGUUUCGGGCAAAGUUACAAAACUCAAGUACUACACGUAUAAAAGACAGUACAUUGGGAGCUGAAAAUUGCACAAAGAAAGAAGUUUCAUUAUCUCAAAGACAGUUACCUGUUACGGGACUCGUCAGCUUUCCAGGAUCUGGAAACACAUGGACUAGGCAUCUGAUACAGCAAAUGACAGGACUUGGUACAUCCAGUGUGUAUUGUGAUGGAAGUCUCAAAGUGCGAGGUUUUCCGCAUGAAUGUCAACAUGACAAGACAAAAGUCGUGGUUGUAAAAACCCAUGAAGCAAGGCACUUUAAAAUGUUCACAAAGAUAGUUUUGCUUCUAAGAAAUCCAUAUGACGCCCUUCUUUCUUUUGCAAACUUUUUAAAGGCUGGACACACGGGUCAUCCACAGGAAAAAGUUUUGAUUAAAGCAAGCAAUGCGUCGUUCGAGCACUCGCUGCAUUGGUAUGUUGAUCUGACAAGAAGCACAAUAAAGGUAUUCAAAGGACCAGUGCACGUUAUUCAGUAUGAAACACUUCAAACAAACAUGUCUAGUGAGCUGAAAAAACUUGCGUCCUUCUUCGAUUUAAAUAUCUCUGAUAGAGAUAUAGAAUGCACAGUCAAACUUCAGGAGGGAAAUUUUCAUCGUUUGACAAACGAAAAGAAACAUAUAGAACUUUUACGAACCGUUUAUCCAAAAGAAAAACUAUUACGACUACAAGAAGCUGCAAGGUAUUCUGAGAAAAUGAUAAAAGAUGCAUAUAAUAUAGACAUUGACCUUGGUGGUCACACCGAGAAAAUUUUACUGCAAGGUUUUUAAUGUGAAUAGAAUUUUUGUGUCUUUUUUAUUCGCCAAUCACCAGGUCCCGUGUUCAGGAUCAGGUGAUCCUGAUUUUAUUUCCAUUGUUUUAUAAAACUAAAAUUGAUUGUAUUAUGCUAGAAUUCAAUGGUGCAUAUUCUUAUUGUAAAUAAUUGCUUAUUUGCAAAGAAACCAACCUAUUUUGGGAUAAAAAAUAACUAAUAACAAAACAAAAACAAACGGAUCAAAAUGAGGAUCAAUUUUAAGAUCAAGAUCAAAAUUUGGAUCAACUGUAAAAUGCCUAUUUCUUGUAAAAAUUACGAUAAAUUUAUUCUAAAAUUUCAUAAACAUGCUAUUUUUAAGGCCAGUUUUAUCAAGUUAAUAUUGAAUAUUUAAUCUAUGAGGAUAAAUAAUGGAGAAUAUUUGAGUUUUUAAAUUUGAUCCUGAUCUUGAUCCUGAUCCUUAAAUCUUUGUGAACACGGGGCCAGUUUCAAUGACGACUAGGGUAUUAGAUUAUUUAUUUGAUAAAAGAAAACAAUACAUAUAACAUAAAUAUCACUGUUGUAAUCUUAAUAUCCAUUUUACGGAUAUGUCUGAUUAUACAAAGCAAACCAUACAAGGAUAGAGCGAAAAUCUCACCAGCACCUAGCUGGGCACCGAACAAAAAGCAAGCGAGGACACAGAUACAGAGCGCGGACGGGGAGGAAUAAUAGACAAGAAUGUGGUUGACUAUAACAUAAAUCUUUCAUAAUAAAAAUUGCAGUAUUUUGUAUGGCGGUAAUUUUGCAACAAAAUAGUUUAAAUUUGUAGCAACACGUGAUAAAUCAGAUUAUAAUUAUAUUAUUCCAUGUGACCACUAGACAAACUUAAAUAGAUAGAGUCAUUGUUUUACACCUUUAUAACGUAAUUCUAUAUAUAGUGCACUUCAAGUGCGUAAGUUGUAAUGUAAGUUUAAUGGUUUAGAAAAUGUAUAUAUGUAUGUUAUUCAUUUUCAUAGAAUUUUGAUAAAGGUUCAAUUGUGAGUUAGUGGAUUAAUACAUUGUAGUCUCUCAUACUGCUUUUAGAAUGGUUUGUGUGAUAAUUUGAAACGUAGAUGUAUUGGGUAUAUUAUCACUGCAGAGUAAUAAAUAUUUUUUUCUUAUCAAAUGUGUUUGAGAAAUAAAUAGAUUAGAAUGUAACAGUUUUAUUGUUUAAUUAGAUGGCUUUUCAUCAGUCAGCAAUGGGUACCGGUAUAUUAUAUAAAUAACACAUGGGUGUG
Molecule: messenger RNA, 2490 nt
Organism: Ruditapes philippinarum (Manila clam)
Lineage: Eukaryota; Metazoa; Mollusca; Bivalvia; Venerida; Veneridae
Product: WSCD family member GA21586-like
Exons: 3
Coding region: 144-1253 (369 amino acids)
Molecular function (GO): sulfotransferase activity
Source: RefSeq, a predicted model, not a curated record